AUGGAAAUCAAGGUUGUAAUGGUGGGAUUGUUGACUAUGCUUUCAAAUACAUCAUUGCUCAAGGAAUCACCUCAGAAGCAAACUAUGCUUACACAGCAGUCCAAGCCACUUGCAACAAGGCAAAAGCUUCCCAAGUCAGCGCUACCAUUAGCAAGUACACCGACGUCGCAUCAGACAAUGUUUCUCAAUUACAAGCAGCAGUUGCUCAACAGCCAGGCUCACUGCCAAAACUAA
Molecule: messenger RNA, 234 nt
Organism: Blepharisma stoltei
Lineage: Eukaryota; Ciliophora; Heterotrichea; Heterotrichida; Blepharismidae
Source: the annotation of a GenBank genome assembly